AUGGACAACCGCAACCAACAUAGGAGGCAGAAUGACCCGCCUACCCAUCACGCUCCUGCACAGAGAUAUUCGGUUCAGGGCUCUGUAGGCGGUUCCUCUGAGCGCUAUCGGACAGCGCCCCUUGCAUCUCCUUCAACUCCAAGAGGCUUGGGGGGUGCGCCGACAUACAGUACAUAUUACCAAGAACCCGCCGCCGCAUUCUCAACUCCGACAAACAUGCCAACGACGGCCAUGGCGUACGGGUCGGAAUACGGCGCCGAUUCGAGACCACAAACUCAGGGUUUCGGGGGCUACAACACGGGUAUGAUGAUGUACAACGUGCCUCAGCCGAACACGCAAACUCCAGUCUACGACGCCCAACAAUUCGGACAACGGCAGCAGGCAGCAAUGCAGAUGAUGGCACCGGAUGUCACAUCAACAUACUUUAAUCCCGAAGCAGGCAGUGCGGCAGCAGCAAGCAUGCAGCACCCGAGCCAGGGGAGCAGCGCAUCAGCUGGGGUAUAUCAGCAGAGCCAACCCAUGAAUUAUGCAGGUGGCAUGCCUGCUACAGGCGCCAUGCAGCAGACCUCGGGAGCAGCGGAAUCCGCCAUGGGAGAAGGGCAAGAAGACUACGCUACGUCCGGGCUUCAAGAGAAGUGGCAAAACUACCAACGACAACUGGGAUCUGUAUUUCAGGACAUCUCAUCCGUUUCAUUGGAAAGAGCUGCCGAAACUCUCCUCAAUAUCUCUGGGUGGUUGCUCACGCAGGUGGCAGAAUUAGGGCUCAGCCAAGAUGACGCCAGCCUUCACGCCGAGAGAAUAAAACUGUGGAACGACUUUAACCAUGCGUGGUUAGCCCUUUGUUUUCGACAGAAAGAAAUCAUGUCAUCAGGUCAGCAGUUGUCAAGAUCACAGCAGGUCAUGUCCCAGGAAACCAUAAAGAAACUGGGCGACGAGCUUGUUCGACUUUGCGAUGGCAUUGAGAGCCACGGUCUAGUUGAUUACCAGUACGGCGUGUGGGAGGAUCGAAUCGAGAUGGUUCUUGAAGAAUGUCUCGAUCUCUACGACUCUCUCGAAGCGGCCGCCGGUACAAGCGGAGGAUCUCGCUGA
Molecule: messenger RNA, 1089 nt
Organism: Trichoderma virens Gv29-8
Lineage: Eukaryota; Fungi; Ascomycota; Sordariomycetes; Hypocreales; Hypocreaceae
Exons: 3
Coding region: 1-1089 (362 amino acids)
Source: RefSeq, a predicted model, not a curated record